This is a messenger RNA of Equus caballus (horse), 3074 nucleotides long. It is a transcript of the gene EEF1AKMT1, whose product is annotated as EEF1A lysine methyltransferase 1. The record is from RefSeq and is a predicted model, not a curated record. Gene Ontology annotation, molecular function: nucleic acid binding; protein-lysine N-methyltransferase activity. NCBI's taxonomy places the organism in Eukaryota, Metazoa, Chordata, Mammalia, Perissodactyla, Equidae. Gene Ontology annotation, biological process: methylation.
CUUGGAGCGCCCUCGGCGGGAAGGUGUGCGCGUGCGCGCAGGCUGCGCGGCCCGGCCCCGCCCCCUGCUCGCGGGGCGCUCCCGGGCGACUGCGCACGCGUGGCGGGUUAUAGACAAUUUGUGAAAUGAGUGACUCCGAAGAUGACGAUAUCCCCCAGCUGUCUUCCCACACCCUAGCAGCUCUCCAGGAAUUUUAUGCCGAGCAGAAGCAACAGAUCGACCCAGGUGGGGACGAUAAAUAUAACAUUGGCAUAAUAGGAGAGAACUGGGUAAGUAAACGCGUUCCACGCCUCUCAGGAAGCAGUGGUGUGGAACCUGUUCUGUGCCUAGUACAGUGUUCGUCUGCAUCCCACCUAAUACCCAAAUCUAUCUUGCCGGUCAUUCGGGAGCUGCACCUCUUUGGGGAGCUAGGACAGAAGGCAGUCCCUGAAUAUUUUAAGACAGCACGAGUGCAGAUUUUCCUGGUUCUGGCUCUCAAGCAGCAGUUGAGCCAGUUUUGGUACAGUCAGGAGACGGCUUUGCAGCUCGCCAAGGAAGCGAUUACAGCUGCUGGAGAGGGUGGCAGAAUAGCAUGUGUGAGUGCCCCGAGUGUUUACCAGAAACUGAGAGAGCUGCACAGAGAAGACUUUUCUGUAUACAUCUUUGAAUAUGACAAAAGAUUUGCCAUAUAUGGAGAAGAGUUUAUCUUCUAUGAUUACAAUAAUCCACUGGAUUUACCUGAAAAAAUUGCUGCACAUAGUUUCGACAUCGUAAUAGCAGAUCCCCCCUAUCUUUCUGAGGAAUGUCUCAGGAAAACGUCAGAAACCAUCAAGUAUCUGACUCAGGGCAAGAUUCUGCUGUGCACAGGUGCCGUCAUGCAAGAAGAGGCAGCGAAACUUCUUGGAGUGAAGAUGUGCAAGUUUAUUCCAGAACACACUCGAACCCUGGCAAAUGAGUUUCGCUGUUACGUGAAUUAUGAUUCUGGGCUGGACCAUGACAUCUAAAUGCAGAUCAUAAUGUAACACGGUUAAGGACCCUAGUGUUCCAGACAAGCUGCUUUGGCCGUCCGGGUCCCAGCUUGGAGCAGGGCCACAGCCGACCUGCCGCGGACGUGGAGGAGGAGGGGAGCAAACCUCAGAGGGGGGCUGUUGCGCCCUGCGCAGACCCCGGGCCCCGGGGGCGCACACUCCCGCUGGUGCUCAGGAGGCGCCUGGGGCUUGCGCGUGUUUGUUCUUCCUCAGACCUCAGUUGUCAUCCUUCGGGAUAAUUUUUAAUUUAAUUAAAAAGUCACUCUAUUUUUAUGAGACAUUUAUAUUCUUAUCAGUGUACCAGCACCUGGCACAUUAAGUAUUCAAUAAAUGUUUGUUCUGUUAAAAAUAACCCCUACCAUAUUAUUUCCUUAUGAAUCAGUUUGCUAAGAAUUACCUAGGGCAGUAAUAAAUUUUAGUAACAAAUCAUGCAUAGAAAUGUAAUGUGUAACUUAGGAAUUGUGGGCAGUAGCAGCCUAGAAAUAACAUAAUUUCAGUUGUCCUUAAAAUCUAGCCUUUAGAUGAGAGAAACUUUGUUUCUUCAUGGAGAUGAGGGAGGAAAGGGGCAAAGCUUGACUCAAUUAAAAAUUUAAUUACAGGGGCCAGCCGGUGGCCCAGUGGUUCCAGUUCCCUGCGCUGGCUGUGCUGGCCCAGGGUGGUGGCUGGAUCCUGGUUGCAGACUUACUUUGCUUAUCAGUCAUGCUGUGGUGACAUCCCACAUACAAAAAAUAGAGGAAGAUUGGCACAGAUGUUAGCCCGGGGCAAAUCUUCCUCACCAAAAAAAAAAAAAAAAAUUGUUUAAUAAGCAGCCAAUAGGUGUUCUAUAGCUUUGGACCCCUAUACAUGAUUUCAGUUUUAGCAAACCUAUAUUCAGCUAUGAUCCACUUCUGGAUUUCAGAAAAGAUCUGCAGCUACACCUCUGCCCCUUCAAAAACACAAAUUAGGCCUGGCGUGUUCCCCAGUGUCUGUCUCAGCAGCAGAGGGCACAGCGAGCACCCUGCCAGCUCGGGCGGAGGAAGGCUGGGGCAGUGCUCUCCAGUCGGCAGGUCUGUGCACAGUGAAUGGUGGAUUAAAAUAAGCUUCAUGGAUUCUGACGAGGCACCUCACCUCUUACACUUUACCUAAGAACCUCAGUAGCCAAAAAGGAUAUGUUAGUCGACAUCUUUGUAAGCCCUUCCUAUUUCGAAGGUCUGCGCUGAGAGACGAGACAACCAAGAGCUGAGUGGAGGGGAAGAUGAUAAUUCUAGUUUUGCUGACAAUUCAAAAUUUCCUGCUUAGCUCCUCAGCUGUGUGUUUGGGGGUGAUGGCGCGCCUGGACAGCAAGAACAAGUGAAAUGCAUGGGUGACUUUAAAACCCCAUUCCAGGUAGGAAUGUCAUGCUCUUUCCCCUUCAGCUCCUUUCUAAGAUCAGAGCUGGAACCACUUCCUAAAGCAGCCCCUUUCUCCCCUUUGCCUUGCCAAAAGAGAGGCAGUAAAAUGAGAAGUUUGGUAAUUGGCCCCUGAAUGGGGAGCUGUGUGUGCGAAUGUUUUUUGAUCCGUUUUUAUGAAACAAGCAUGCAAUAGAAAUACUGUAGUCAGUUGGUUGGAAAAAAUCUUCAAUAACCAGCAAGGUACCUCCAUUCCAAGGGUUGUGCCAUAAGCCUCGAGAUAGAAUUCCUGAAGGAAACACGUGCCCCGUGGCACUUUUUUGAGAGGCGUGGAAGAAGCUAUCAAAUUUACCGUAAUAAACUGUUGCUACUCUGCAAAGCUUAGGAAUUUUAGUGCCCGGGUCAAUGGGCUGCCACUAUGUUAAGUGUCACCGAACUUUGGCUGGCAUCCUUUCUCCCCUAUUUGUUUGUUUGAUAAAACGUAAUACUGACCCCGCCCCCCUCUAGAAAAAACUUUAGUUUUAACAAGAGGACAAAAUUCUGUCCCAUAAAUUGUUAAGUCAUCGACAUAGUAUCUCUGGAUCACCACCCUCCAAUUUGCCUAGUCGUAUUUAAUUUUAAACUUAUCUUUUGUACAAAAAAAAUAGUCACUUUUAAGUGAUUAUACGCUUGCUAAAUCAAUAAACAUACCAUGAAGAAA